AUGUUGAUUGAGGAGGGAGAUGUGCGAAGUUCCGUUGGUACCCAGGGGAAUGGAUUGAUUGGCGCUGACACAGAUGACUAUGAAGUUGUUGGCAUGAUGGAGAUUGAAGGAGGCAUCAGAGAAAGGGUCCUAGGAGCCGGAGUGGAGGCAGAGAUGGGAACCCCGCUGGGCGCUGCUGUAAUCUACGCAUUUCAAGGAGAACGUCCAAACAUCAGGCGCCGAGGGCCAGGCGACCCAGACGCUAGUGUGGGACCUUUGGGCCAGCUGAGAAAUGAGAUGGGCGUCGAUCUGAGCACUAUUGGCCAACAGGCUUGUGGAGGUGGGCGUGUAAAAGCCGCUGGGCACGCAGGGAUCGCUGGGCGCGCAGCUAGGCGUGCAUGUAUGGUUGGGGCUACUUUAGGGAAACAGGGAGGCAGGUGUGCGCUACCAAGGGCUAGCCAUGGUCUAGGCAGUGGAGCGAGCACCGAGGGGCGUCUAGGCGUUUCCAUGCACGUAGAUGGGGCGAGCCAUGGUGGGUGCCUAGGUGCUACUACUGGGAGCGCCUCAAUGGCCCUCAAGGAGAAGGCACUGGCGCCCACUGUUGUUGCCAUUCGAAUGGGAGGCAUUAACUGCGGUGGGAAGCUUAGGCGAGCCCUAAGCAUUGCCAAUGGAGGGAGGUGGGUGCACGCUAUCAAGGCUGAUCAUGAUCUAGACAAUAAGGCCAACACUGAUGGGGAGAGCCAUUGUAGGUGCCCAGGCAUUGCUGCUAGGAGCGUAUCGAUGGAGCUCGAGGAGGAGGCACGGGUGCCCGCUGCUACUGUCGUUCAAGUAGGAGGCAUUGACAACGGUGGGCAACUAGGGUGA
This is a messenger RNA of Ilex paraguariensis (yerba mate), 843 nucleotides long. The record is from the annotation of a GenBank genome assembly. NCBI's taxonomy places the organism in Eukaryota, Viridiplantae, Streptophyta, Magnoliopsida, Aquifoliales, Aquifoliaceae.